Messenger RNA from Opisthorchis viverrini, 537 nucleotides. RefSeq lists its product as hypothetical. The transcript has a single exon. Lineage: Eukaryota; Metazoa; Platyhelminthes; Trematoda; Opisthorchiida; Opisthorchiidae. The record is from RefSeq and is a predicted model, not a curated record. The annotation marks the transcript as partial.
AUGCUUUUUGAUGCUGCAUUUCAGCCGAUGUCCGAUAAAGAUGGAGUGAAAGAGAUGAACUUUGUCGCAUUUCUCGGAAUCCCAGUGGGGGAUGCUGGGAUUUACUAUGCCUACCACUAUCGUGGGAAGGUUCGAGUAGAAAGAUGUCCAUCCAUUCAGUGGACUAGACUGGGAGGAUCACAGUAUAACCUUGCCAAUAAUCCGUUGUUUGUGGAGAGCGGCGGGAAGAGUUUCUACGUCUACAAGUGUGCAAGGAUGCUGCUUGCAGAACAUAUUGGGAUUGCCACUGCGCUUUUCAAUACCUACGACGAAAGCAUAUACACCAUUCCCGAGCAAAUAGAUGAAUUCCAAGAUGUGCUUGAAAACUGGUUUUCUCAUUACGUGAAUGGGACUGUUCCAAGUUUGGACCCUGAGAAGGAGCUAUCCACACGCCAUUUUCCAGCAAUCCCGGAAUACUGGAUUUUGAAACUUCGCCUCACUUGGGUGCAUGUUAACGUGUAUCAGGAGACUGUGGAACUUCACGGCAGAAGCACCAAU